Parathielavia appendiculata is the source of this 1845-nucleotide messenger RNA. Its product is annotated as amino acid transporter. Gene Ontology annotation, biological process: amino acid transmembrane transport. The coding region runs from base 1 to 1845 and encodes 614 amino acids. Gene Ontology annotation, molecular function: amino acid transmembrane transporter activity. The record is from RefSeq and is a predicted model, not a curated record. The transcript is spliced from 12 exons. NCBI's taxonomy places the organism in Eukaryota, Fungi, Ascomycota, Sordariomycetes, Sordariales, Chaetomiaceae. Gene Ontology annotation, cellular component: membrane.
AUGGACUAUGAAAAGCCAGAGGCGCUGAAUCCACAAAUCUAUCAUCAUACCGUUACCGGCCAUCAGAGUCCGCAGCCAGAUGGCGAGGCUACGCUUCACAACUUUGAUGAGCCGGCUGCUCCCGAGGGCAGGCGCGAGCUCCGUGGUGACAGCCUUUGGCGAGUCCUCCAUGAGCGGCACAUCAAUAUGAUCGCCUUCUCUGGCACCAUCGGGAAUGGGCUGUUUUUGGGUUGCGGAAGAUCGUUGGCCAGCGCCGGACCUGGUGGUGCCGUCGUGGCCUAUAUACUCAUGGGAACUGUCAUAUCGUCCGUCAUUAGCUGUUUGGGCGAAAUGACGGCCCUGAUGCCUGUCAACGCCCCAGUCAUGGAGUUCCCCCGCCGCUUUGUUAGCCGCGGAGUCGGCUUUGCCGUCGGUUGGAUAUACUGGUUUGCCUAUGCCGUCCUUGCGGGGGAACAGCUAGUCGCUGUGUCCAACGCCAUCAAGUUCCGGUACGACGACGGCAAGACCCUCCUGAACUGGGAAGUUGGCGAACGUGUCGACAAUGCCGUGUGGAUCUCGGUCUUCCUGGUCCUCGUCGUGACCUUCAACAUGUUCCCUGUUCGGGUGUUUGGCGAACUGGAGUACAUAUUUGGAUGCCUCAAACUUGUCUUUAUCACUACCCUCAUCAUGAUGAUGUUUCUGCUGUCCGUCAUCCGACCCCGUGGGGAUGCGUAUUAUACAGAGCCAUUGGGAACUCGCUUUUGGAAUGACCCUUAUUCAUUCUUCAAUUCGGUCUACAACGCCAGAACCGAGAAUGGCAAGAUCAGCCACGUCAUGACCGGCUCGCUUGGCACUCUCCUCGGUGUCUGGACGACAUUCACCGGCGUCCUAUUCUCCUACAUCGGAAUGGAUAUCGUCGCCGCCACCGCAGCCGAGAGCCGAGCACUCGCCGACGUGGAGAGCAUGAAGAUGGCAGCACGCAAGAUUAACCUGCGCAUCAUCACGCUCUACACACUCGCGGUCCUGACGGCGUCCUUCGUCGUGCCGACCGACCACCCCUUCAUCAACGGCCACGCCACGUCCGUGAGUGCCCGCUCCGUCUUCAUCAUCGCCGCCGUCGAGGCGGGUCUGCCCAAGGCGGCCCACUUCUUCAAUGCCGUCUUCUGCUUUUCGGCGUUUACGUGCGGCAUCAACUCCAUGUACAUCGCCACGAGGGUUCUCCAUACCUUGGCCCUGCGGGGGCAGACGGGUCCCGAGUUCAUCACGAGGCGCCUGCGGGCUUGCCGCUCGGGCGUUCCUGUAAGGGCCGUACUGGCCACGGGCGCUCUGAUGAUGGUGGCAUACAUGGGUCGCACUGGUGAUCCUGGCGCUCGACUUGACGAGCUCGCAAACAACUGCACCGUGUCAUGCCUCGUAGUCUACGCGACCAUUUGUGCAACAUAUCUGUACUUCUUCAGAACGCUUGAGGACGCUAAGCUAUAUGGAAACAUGUCGGAGUCGCAGGCAGCGAGCUACGACCGCGACCAUCCUUUGUACCCAUACAAGUCCCACGGCCAGUGGCUGAAGGGCUGCUACGGCCUGGUGGCCUGCAUCAUCUUGAUUCUUUUCAACGGCGUUGGUGCGUUUAUUGAGCCUUUCAACAUUCGCAAGUUUUUGCCAACCUUCUUGAUACUCAUCCUAGGAUACAACCUCCGCAAGCACGGCUUGAGGUUCCCGGACUGGUGGGCAGAUAAAUCCGGUGAUCUGAGCAACACCGUCCAGGCGUCGAGCCUCCGGCGGAAGGGGAGGCUGGAGUUUCCAGAUAAUGGCUUUACGAGGGAAAACGUGCUGACCUUCCUGGGAUGGAUUUGGGUGUGGUGUAAGUAA